Messenger RNA from Sceloporus undulatus (fence lizard), 2466 nucleotides. RefSeq names its product zinc finger protein RFP-like. Lineage: Eukaryota; Metazoa; Chordata; Lepidosauria; Squamata; Phrynosomatidae. The transcript has 7 exons. Bases 9 to 1445 code for a protein of 478 amino acids. The record is from RefSeq and is a predicted model, not a curated record. Gene Ontology annotation, molecular function: protein binding; zinc ion binding.
AGGCAGCUAUGGCAGCAGAAGUUCCAAUCCAGGCUCUGUGCAACGAAGCUACUUGUCCCAUCUGCCUGGAUUAUUUCAAGUGUCCGAUGACAACCAAGUGUGGGCAUAACUUCUGUCAAGCCUGCCUCGGGCAGCACAGGACAGCAUCUGGGGGACCGUUUUCCUGCCCUCAGUGCAGAGCAAUGAUUGUGCAGAAAAACCUCAUGGUCAACCGGCACCUGGCUCGGAUGGUGGAGUAUAUCAAGGAGCUUCAGGAGAAGCAAAUAGCAAAAAGAAAGAGGGGAGAAUGUGAGAAGCACCAGGAGCCCUUACAGCUUUUCUGCAAGGAGGAUGAAGUCCUCAUCUGCAUGAAGUGCAACAGGUCCAUGGAACACCAAGAACAUAAUGUGGUCCCUGUCGAUGAGGUUUCUGACGGGUACAAGAGCCAGUUAGAAACAGAGAAGGAGAAGAUCACAUCUGCCUUUGAGAGCUUGCAGACAUUACUGGAGAAGAAAAAGCAUUUUUGGCUGAGUAAGCUGAAAAAUCUGGAGACAAUAAUGAAGGAUGAGGAGAAACAAACCCUUGCUGAAAUCUCUGCAGAGACUUCUGGACUCAGUCAGCUAAUUACAGAGAUGGAGGAGAAGUGCCUGGAACCACCAAGCGAGUUUCUUCAGGACAUCAAAAACACCAGCUUUGAGAAAAGAUUAAUAUAUGACUAUGUGGACCUUUCCCCUAAGUGGGAAGAGAAACUCCGAAUUCACUCACAGAAAAACUCUGAUGUAAGAAAGGCUCUGGAGAGCCUCAAAGAGUCUCUGGUGGAUGCUUUGGACAAAGCCAAUUUGGAGCGAGUUUGGGACACAGAUAUAUUGAAGAAAGCCAUGAGUGAAGGUAAAAAAGUGAAUGUGAACUUAGACCGGCGCACAGCAUGUUCCUUGUUGUCAGUGUCAAAGGAUCUGAAAACAGUGACAUGUGCUGCAAAAUGGUGGAAAGUAAAUGACGACAACCCACAGAGAUUUGACUGGGAUCAGUGUGUGCUAGGCUGUCGAAAAUUCAUUUCAGGAAGACAUUACUGGGAAGUUGAGGUGAAGAUGGAGAAAAGGUGUUUUGGAGCGCAUCUAUUUGACAAUCCACCUUGGGCUAUUGGAGUGGCAAGAGACUCUGUCAAGAGGAAGGGGCCUAUUGAUUUUAACCCUAUUGAGGGGAUUUGGGCUAUAGGGGAAUUAAUCAGUGAUAUGUCCUGUAUUUCUCAAAUUUCUGCUUUUACUUUUCCAAAGCCCACCCCUUUGAGAUUGAGAGAAAAGCCCAAAAAGAUCCAAGUGGUCCUGGACUAUGAAGAGGGCUGGGUGGAUUUUUUUGAUGUGGAGAGGAAUGAAUUUAUAUUCACUUUCUAUUCAGCAACAUUUGCUGGGGAGGCAAUCCGACCUUUUUUCUGCACAGAUGAUGUGCUGUCACUCUGUAAGUCUUGAGAAGACCUUCCAACUCCCAGUCCCAAUACAUGGAAAGGAGAUGGUCCUCUAGAAGAAGGGCAAAAAUUAUGUGGCCCUCCAGAUGUUUUUGGAUUGCAAACUAAACAUUCCUCACCAGUGGCUGUGUGGGUUUAGACAGCUGGUAUCUGCAAUCUAACAAUAUCUGGAGGGCAUUCUCUGAAGCUGAUUAAGGCCAUGUUCUGGCUGAUGUUCUCCCUGAAAGCUUCAUAGGGAGAACAUCUGGUUCCUCAUUUCAGACUUUUAACAUUUACAUGAUCCUGAAAAAUUCAAAUAAGGAAGGCAAGAUUAGGUGCGCUGUCAGUUACUGUAACUUGAAUUAGUCCCUCUUAUCUCAAUCAUUUAAGAUGAUAUAAAUGUAAAAGUUAGAAAUAGGAAGUGAUAUCUGUAAGGAGCUUGUAAGUGUAGAAGCUUCUUUAGAAGAAUAGGAGAAAACAUUCACUAAGGAAGUGGGAGCUGAGGAAAAAUAUAGGAUCAAAACUGGUCAAACUAUCCACUUGGAGCUGUUUGCUCCAUGAAGGCAAAUUCCUGUUUAAAAACAAGUUUUCUUUUCACCUUUUAGCUGACAUCUCCUUUACUGUAUAGACUUUCUCUUUUGGAAUAAUGUUUUUUCUGGUUUUAAGAAGUUUCAUAAUUGAAAAAUAUUAAUUUCUGUUUGCAAAUUCUCCCUCUGGUUUUUGUCAUCUUGCUUUUGUUUAAAUAUGUAUUUAAUCCUAUUCCAUACACUGGAGAUUUAUAAUAAUAAUAAUGCAACCCACACUCACCCCUCAAAAAAAUUUACACAGUCCUCAAUUUUUACUCCAUCUUUCCUCCAAACAGCCUGAGGAAUUAAAAAUUACUCUUCCUAAUUGUCGGUUUUUCUCCCAUAACAAUAUCUGAGGUAGGUCUGGGUAAGAAAUAUUAGUUCUGUGUUUUUGUUGCUCAGAAGGGGAUUUAAACCUGGAUCUUCCCAAUCUCAGGCUGCAUCUAUACAGCUGAACUGAUUCAGUUUGGCAUUGCUUUA